Messenger RNA from Ahaetulla prasina, 5347 nucleotides. Its product is annotated as substance-P receptor-like. The record is from RefSeq and is a predicted model, not a curated record. Gene Ontology annotation, cellular component: sperm midpiece; plasma membrane. Gene Ontology annotation, biological process: positive regulation of flagellated sperm motility; G protein-coupled receptor signaling pathway. Gene Ontology annotation, molecular function: substance P receptor activity. The transcript has 5 exons. NCBI's taxonomy places the organism in Eukaryota, Metazoa, Chordata, Lepidosauria, Squamata, Colubridae. Bases 11 to 1258 code for a protein of 415 amino acids.
GACGGCGGGGAUGGAGGCGAGCGCGGCGACGGCAGCGGCGGGAAACGGCUCGGAGUCGGCGGGCGUCGAGGUCGGGGCCGAGGCCGAGGCCGAGGCGGGCAACCCCUUCGUGCAGCCGGGCUGGCAGGUGGCGCUGUGGGCGUCGGCCUACGCGCUGGUGGUGCUGGUGUCGGUAGUGGGCAACCUGGUGGUGAUAUGGGUGGUGCUGGCCCACCGGCGGAUGCGCACCGUCACCAACUACUUGCUGGUCAACCUGGCCUUCGCCGAGGCCGCCAUGGCCGCCUUCAACACGCUGGUCAACUUCACCUACGCCGUGCACAACGUCUGGUACUACGGGCGGGCCUACUGCCGCUUCCAGAACUUCUUCCCGGUGGCCGCCGUCUUCGCCAGCAUCUACUCCAUGACGGCCAUCGCCGCCGACAGAUACAUGGCCAUUAUCCAUCCUCUGCAACCAAGGCUAUCAGCUGCAGCCACCAAGGUUGUCAUCUGUGUUAUAUGGCUUUUGGCUUCACUACUCUCAUUCCCUCAAGGAUACUAUUCCACUACUGCAGAGCUGCCUGAGCGAGUGAUAUGCUUUGUCGAUUGGCCACAAAAUCAGACCCAGGUCUCUGCAAUAACGUAUCAGGUCUGCAUGACUAUUCUAGCCUACAUCUUGCCACUCAUAGUAAUAGGCUAUGCCUAUAUUAUGGUGGGCAUUACCCUAUGGGCUAGUGCGAUACCAGGGGACUCUUCGGACCGUUACCAUGAACAAGUGUCUGCCAAGCGCAAGGUUGUCAAGAUGAUGAUCGUGGUCGUUUGCACCUUCGCCAUUUGCUGGCUGCCUUACCACAUCUACUUCCUCCUACAACUUUUCAACGGUGAAAUGUUCUCAGAAAAGUACAUCCAGCAGGUCUACUUGGCGAUCAUGUGGCUGGCCAUGAGCUCCACUAUGUACAACCCGAUUAUUUAUUGUUGUCUCAAUGACAGGUUCCGGGUGGGCUUCAAGCGGGCUUUCCAGUGGUGCCCAUUUAUCAAUGCCAGUGAAUACGAAGGACUGGAAAUGAAGUCAGCAAGGUACCUGCAGGUCCAGAACAGCAUCUACAAGACCAGCCGGAUGGAGACAACGGUCUCUUCAGUCAUUGGCAACCCGGAGGAAGGACUGGAUGAUGGAAGCAAACCUAGGCGGUCCUCCGUCAACCUGACCUCCAAUGGCUCUUCCCGCAGUGACACGAAAACCAUCUCGGAGAGCCUGAGCUUCUAUUCCAAUACACUUCCCUGAGCAAACUCAUGACUUAGCCACACUGUGACACCAUUUCCAUCCCUCUAAUGAACAAACCCCCCCAACAAACGGGCCCUUCCUGUGGCUGCCCAAUGGGCUUUCCUUCUCCUUCCAAGUGGUUCCAUCCGAUGUUGCUCUUCUCCACAGAUCCUGUGCCUUCCUUCCGCCCGGUUUUUCCUCCUCCUUCUCUCCAGGAUCUCUAGGCAGAGGUCAUCUGGUCAUCUCCUUUCUAACAAGCUGCCAUUGUGGAAGCAGCUAAUAUGAAUGAAACGUGUUUGAGGGGUUUUGGAGAGGCGUAAAUGAAAUGUGUACGAAGUUGUGUACAAGGAACAUUCUUUCUUGGAACUCAGUUCAAAAUCCAUUUCUACAAUAGAACAUAUUUUUAAUAGUAUUUUGUUCCAUUAGUGCACUUUCAGUUACUUUCCUUGAGUAACUGGUAUACUUCCAGGAUCACUUUUCUUCCAUCCAUUCAUCACUGUUUUUUACCAGGGUUGGAGAGAAGCCCUUGACCACUUCUAGUGAGGUGGAUUAAUUCUCUUUCAGGAUCUCUGCCUUUACCAUAAGAUAUAGUCCAAGGCUACGUUCAACAUUUUCUUAGUGCUUAGCCCCCUCAAUGAAAAUGUUAGAAUCAUUCAAUGUAGAAAACCACAGGAAGAAAGGUUCGACUCUAUGUUUUCUAUUAGCAAGAACUUUUUCUUCUUUCAUAGGAAAAGUGCAACCCAGGCAUAGCAGCCCUACAGCCAUCCACCCAAAGCAUCUGGAAAGUUCCAGAAUUUCCAACAGGGUUGUGGGAAUUGGCCAUGAUGUGUUUGAAUCUUCCUUGAAGUUUGUGGAUUCCAUGACUAGCAAAGCAGAGGGGAGGCGAAGGGAGGGCUGCCGCUGUCUACCUGCAAGAAUCAGGACUGAUGCCUUCUUGCAACAAACACAGAUUGAGCAGCUGGCAAAGGACCAAAAUGAAUGUGUAAUUGUAAUGCAGGGCCUGUUUUGGCUCCAAGCUUAUGUGACAGAGAUGAAUAGAUGCUGGCUCUAAUAAGAUGGAACCAAAUAGCUUUUUAGAAAAAUGAUGUGGUAAUAAAAAUGGGAUAAAAUAAUUUCACAGGAUAGAAUCAGUUGUGGGUGAAAAUAUUGCAGGCACAUUUCAGCAUGAGCCUUAUACUGUAUCACAAGGGGCCCAUCAGCUUCUCAGGCAACCAAUCUCUUCCAGUUACGGAGAAAUGUUGAGGCUACAGAAGAGACCCAUAGGUCUCUCACCACGGCCGGAGUGCUGCAUCAGCUCCUGCUGACAAAAGUGAUAAUAGCAGAAUAUUGGCUCUGUUACAUAGAAGAGGAUGGGAUGAAGACUUGCCCGAGCCAGUAUGAAAACUUUUCUAACGAGAUUACAAACGAGAGUCAGUGGUUCAGUUGCCUGCUAUCUAACUUUGAACAUAUGUGUGUCUGCAUCCACAAGAGUUUAUAACAAAACUCUUGUGUGGCAGAAUAUUUUUCAUUGUGUACUAUGUUAUGCAACAACACAAUAGCUAGGAGGUAUUUGCUGUUUGUCCUGAAAAACGGGACAACCCAGUUUUCCAUAGACACAAAGCUGAGCACAAUAGUUGUCCAAAAACUAUGGUAUUUCCGCAAAUGGCAAAAGAUCAACAUCACGGAACAUCACUUUGCCUGUUACCUCUGCAACAAGGUCCUCUUGCAAAUAUGCGGUAAAGAAAAAAGCCCAAACCAUAAUACAGGCCAGAGACUUGCUGAUGUCCCUGGGCAGAGCUGGGCUGUGGAUCCAUUUCCUGUGUCCCAGCAAUUUUUGAGAGUGUUGUUUACAUGGUUCUUCCAGAUUGGCUGCAGGUCUUGGAAGAAGAUGCCACCAUGUUGCAUUGGUUAUUCUACUGUCUCCUUGAGUGAUUUCAAUUGGUGUUCAGUGGUGAGACAUUUGUGAGGUGCCUCAGAGCUUGAAGCUUUUCAUCCUUAUAGGUGAAUCUGUUGGAUGAGAUUAUUCAUGAGGGGGUCUGGUAUCAUCAGGAUGAUUAUGAUACCCAACUAUACAUCUCAACUGUGGGCUAUUCAAGUUGAAGCCUCCGGAUAAAUCCCAACAUCUCAAAGCUGCAUAGGUCUUGAUGGUGAAGAGAAGUUCAGGCUCAAUCCUGACAAGACUGAGUGAUUAUGAAUUUUUGGGCUUUUGAAUUGUAGUAUUGAAAAAGGCUGUACUUCCCCAUUUCAGACUGAUGCACAACUUGGUGCCUUCUCCAGUGCACUCUGCAUGGGACUUUCCUUGAAGAUCAGCCACUGGUCCAGAAGAUGGUGGUGUGGGGAGUGAUGUGCAUGGAACACCACUGUUCUGUGAGCUGUGCUGAUUGCUGGUGGGAUUCCGGGCUCAGUUUAAGAUGCUGGUUACAAGCCAUUCAUGGCAUAAGGCCUGGUUAUUUAUAACAAGCUAUCUUUUAUAAUUUCUGUCCACUCAGUAAAUUUGGCAGAGAGUACAUUCAAGGUCCCUUUAGUUAAACAAUGUCAUUUGUUGGGGCCCUGAAAUGUGUCUUUGCUAUCAGAGCACCUGCCUUCUGGAAUAAUAUCCCCCUACAGAUUGAUAAGGCUCCCAUCCUAUUAAUGCUCCAAAAACCUUUCAGAACCUGGCUGUUCCCCCAGGACGGGGUGGCUGCUGACGCCCUCCUUGUAAGCUGUUGUUUUUCUGUUUCACUUGGUUUCUGUUCUCUUCUGGGCAUCUGUGAUCUGUUUCUCCAUUUCUACUGUGCUUGCUUCUAAAGGGUAGACUGCCCAGAGUCAUUUGAAGUUGGUGGACUCAUUAAUAAACAAACAAACAAAGCAAGCUGUCAAGCAAGCAAUUGACAGCCAUCACUCAAUGACCAGUCACAGGAUAUUUGGACUGCUGAUAUUUGGACAGAAUAUAAGAAGUUCCCUAUUGGGUCAAAGCCAACCGCUUCUCAGCAGUUCCUCCGAAGGAGGGAAGGUAGCGUCUCCUGUUCUUCCCCACGGCUGUUGUUCUGCCAGUCCCCACCAACCCCAAAGAAUUGGUCCACAGGGGCACGGGCACCAUGUGAAGUCCCCACCCUUCAGCAGAAUGGACCAUGCUUGUAUGAAUGGGCCGGCAGCAAAUCAGACCUGAUCAUCAUGCCGCUUUGUAUACUGCUGUGAAACAAUUUAGGCAGGGAGGAAUGAAGCAAUGCAAUUGUGUCUCUGAACCAGAGACAACGUGCUGUUUGCUGUAUAUGUAAUUUCUUUCUUGUGUACAUUGUGCAGGUCUGAGGAGCACCUCAUAUGUACUACAUAUUUUUUAUUUAAACAUGCCGCAACAUAGUCAUGUUCAAAAUUGUAGCUUUUGCUGUGAAAUGAAAAAUCUAAUAAGAAAGGUUAUCUGUAUCCUGUCCUAGUUUUGGAUGCUACAAUUGUUUGUGAAAUGUUGACAGGCCAAAAUAAACCAGAGCAGUUCACCCACUCAAGUGCAUUAUAUUUUGUGAGUCAAAUCCUUAUAACUCAGGUUUUCUUGAGUUUUGGGUAUGGAAUAAUAACAACAGAAAUCUCUUUAAGAAGAAUUGCAAAGAGAUAUCUUGCCUUUAAAAGAUAGAGUAAUAUUGCAAUGGAGAUUUUAAUGGAAUGUUUGCCCAAGAAUACUGAAUAAAAUUUUGAUCCUAGAAAAACUGUUUACAAAGAAAUAAAAUCUAAAUUGCUUUCCAGCUAGAGAAAACAAGCAGACGAGUAUAAAAUGCAGAUAGCUCAGCAUGAAAGUGGCUUAUCCUUUGCCUAAGCCCCUAAGGGAAGUUCAAGCGCCUCUCUUUAAAAUACUAUAAUGAUAAAUAACUAUUCUAAGGGGGAAAAUCUUCACUUAUUUAUUUAUUUAUUUAUUAAUUAGAUUUCUAGACCGCCCUUCUCCCGAAGGACUCAGGGCGGUGUACAGCCUUAUUAAAACACAUAGGUACACAAUAAAUUUAAAAUACAUUUAAAAUGAAAUAUUUAACCGGCCAAUUUAAAACUAAAACGGUCAAACGACCGAUAUAAAACCCUAAACUAUAAAAUCACCAUUAAAAACCCAUAACUUAAAAAACUUCACAGGAUUGCCUUUCUACAUGGAGAUAAUCAGACAAGUCUCCC